Molecule: messenger RNA, 1977 nt
Organism: Angiostrongylus costaricensis
Lineage: Eukaryota; Metazoa; Nematoda; Chromadorea; Rhabditida; Metastrongylidae
Source: the annotation of a GenBank genome assembly
AUGGCAUUUCAGAUGUAUUUGAAUAAGUUGAUCGUAGACAGCGAUAAUCCAGAUAUCACCGAAGAGCGACUCAAAGCCACAUUUGAUACCGAUGCUCUGGCAGCCGAGUUAAAGGGCGGCUACAAGGCGAUGGAUCGUCGAGCAGAGCUUCACGAUCCCUAUCCGCAGUCCUACAUGACAAGAGAAGAAAAGCUUGACAAUUCAUGUAGAAAGGUGACAAAUCUCUUCAAGCAGAUAUCCGAAUUUGUCGACCCAACCAACCACACCGAAAUGGUUCAUCUUCUUCGCUCUAUUGUUGGAGUGGAGGGGUAUCCUCUAGCUCUCCAUAUUCUUAUGUUUGUACCGACACUUCAAAAUCAGUGUGACGAUGAGCAGAUGGAGCGAUGGUUAGGGAAAGCGAUGAAAGCUGAGAUUAUUGGCACUUAUGCCCAAACCGAAAUGGGACAUGGUACGAAUUUGAGUAGUAUCGAGACACUUGCCACCUACGACCGCCGAACUGAAGAGUUCAUUCUUCACAGCCCAACAACAACAUCGAUGAAAUGGUGGCCAGGUGGUCUUGGAAAAAGUUGCAAUCAUGCAAUAGUUGUUGCGAAGUUGAUCAUAAAUGGUCACGAUUAUGGUCCGCAUAAUUUCUUCGUUCAGCUAAGAGAUUCAGAAACACAUUCGCCUUUACCAGGAGUGGUUGUGGGGGAUAUUGGACCGAAGUUCGGCAUCAACGCUCUUGACAACGGUUUCCUCAAAUUCGAUCACUAUCGUAUACCACGCAAAAAUAUGUUGAUGAAACAUGCUAAAGUUGCAGCUGAUGGAACCUAUACGAAACCCAAACACUCAAAGCUGGGUUAUUCUACGAUGGUCUAUGUGAGAACGGAGAUGGUCAUGCAUCAGGCGCUCUACCUAUCUUACAGUAUGAUUAUUGCCAUACGAUAUUCAGCUAUUCGACGACAGGGAGAGAUCGUUCCGGGUGUAGGUGAAGUACGAAUUCUGGAUUAUCAAACUCAGCAAUAUCGUUUGUUUCCGCAUUUGGCGCGUACCAUAGCGUUUCAUUAUACCGGACAGGAGAUACGUACCGGUCUAAUCGCCGAUCUACAUGCGUUGUCGUCCGGUCUGAAGGCAGUAGUUACCUUCCAAUCUAGUCAAGGGAUCGAACAAGCUCGCAUGAGUUGUGGUGGUCAUGGGUAUUCUGAUGCAAGUUAUUUGCCGACCAUAUUCAGCUGCGCAGUUGGAGCAUGCACGUAUGAAGGUGAAAACAUGGUAAUGUUAUUACAGUUAUCAAGAUACUUGAUGAAAGCUGCUCAAUAUGCCCGUAAUGGGAAACCUUUAGGCCCGCUUGUUCGAUACCUGCUGCAUCCCGGUAACAAACACUCCAAAUUGAAGAUCCCCAAUGAUGGAGGCACAAUACAGACAACACAGAAUCCUUUAGACUAUGCCAAUUACUUGUUGGACUACGAGCACAUUUGUCGGCAACUGGUUUUCAAGGCCUAUGGCCGUCUGAAUGAGUUGCGUGCUGGUGGCCUGUCUUCUGAAGAAGCGUGGAACAUGAACGCCGUUGAAAUGUGUCGAGCUUCUCGUGCGCAUGCUCGAAUGUUCAUAGCCACUGCGUUUUUCAAUCGAAUUCACAGAGUAGAAGACGCCAGCAUUCGUGAAGUCUUAGAGGAUUUGCUGCUCCUCCAUCUUAAUUAUGAACUUGUUGAUCAAGCUCAUUACUUAGACGGAUACCUUUCUAGCAUUCAGCUAUCAUAUAUGAAGGAAGAAUUAUACCGAUUACUCUUGAAAAUUCGACCAAAUGUGGUCUCGAUCGUGGAUUCGUUUGACGUCCCUGACAGGGAGCUCCAAUCAGUGCUAGGACGUCGUGACGGGCAUGUGUACGAAAAUCUUUACAAGUAUGCACGAGACAGCGCGCUUAAUAAACACGACGUGUUCCCAACAUUUGAAAAGUACUUAAAACCAAUGAUGAAGCGCUAUGAGAGUAAAAUAUGA